AUGGACCCUGAUAUCUUUUGCACGCCCUACGGGGUACCCCCCCAUCCUGCCGGCGUGGGUCUUUUCCUCCCAAAUCCCCACCAGGACCAAAGACCCCCUCCGCCUCCGCCGCCGCCUUCACCGCCGCCGCCGCGUUUCUUCCACGGACUUCCAAAUUUUACCAGCACCAGCACUGUGCAACCCGUUCUCUCGUGCGGCUGGAACAACUGCGACCAGCAGUUCCCGACGAUCGCCGAGCUUAACCUGCACGCAAAGAACAGCCACGCGAGGCGCAUCCCGCCGACCGACCCCACGAAGAGCGUCAGCAAAACCAACACCCUCGCCUGCCAGUGGACGUCUUCUACGGCGAACUGCAAACGCCUCUGCUCGAAACGCAGUCAUCUCGUCGAGCACAUGGACGUGCACGUGCCGUGGGUGCGCUUCGCGUGCACCUUUCCCCACUGCUACAAGUCCUUUGCGAGGAAGAGCACGUGGGAUAAGCACAAGCGGAGCGUCCAUCAUUAA
Molecule: messenger RNA, 504 nt
Organism: Tricharina praecox
Lineage: Eukaryota; Fungi; Ascomycota; Pezizomycetes; Pezizales; Pyronemataceae
Exons: 1
Coding region: 1-504 (167 amino acids)
Source: RefSeq, a predicted model, not a curated record